AUUUUUACGAAACCAGAGGGAGCCAAGCUAGGCUUUGAACUAAAAGAGGAUUGAAAGCAAGCAGAGCAGCGGCAUCUAUUGUCUCCCCGCUGGUCGGUCGGAGAAUCACGUCGGCGCGUCGCUCAUUGUCUGGUGAAAUUUCAUCUAUUUACUGGCAACAAAGGAUUCCUUCUUUUGUUUUAUGAGAAUGCAUCAAGAAUAUUAUAUCGUGGGACACAUAACAGACUACUCAGUCCAUGCCGUAGAAUAAUUGGAGUGGAAACAAAAACCAAGUAAGCUCUGCACUCUUAGAGGAGUCUGCCCUCAUCUCCAACGAAAAAGAAGCAAUGUGGAGGCACUAUCACCUGCUAGUUCUGAGGCUAUGUCUUUGAUUAGCAAAUGCUUAACAACUUCUGCUGAACCAUCAUUUUCACUGUCCAUACCGCUUCUGAAUCUGUUGAGAGCGUGCAGAACCGUCAAAAACCUUCAGCAAGUCCACACCCACAUAAUCCAAAAAGGCUACGAGCAAGACCAUUUUAUCAUCAACCAGUUUAUAUCGCUCUGUAACACUUUUUCCUCCGAUAUCUCUUAUGCGACAAGUGUAUUUGAGAGUGUCAUUCAGCCCAACGUUUAUGUCUGGAAUACAUUGAUUAAAGGGUAUAGCAAACAUUCGUCCUUUGCUGAUUGCUUCCUUAUCUUGAAACAAAUGAAAAGAAGUAUGAAUGUGAUACCUGAUAAGUAUACUUUUCCAUCGCUGGUCAAAUCUUGUUCUAGUGCCUUGGCUUUGAGGGAAGGUCAGGCCGUUCAUGGGUUGAUAGUUAGAUAUGGAACUGAUGGUGACGUGUUUGUAGGGUCCAGCUUGAUUGAUCUUUAUGGGAAGUGCAAUCAGAUUGAGUAUGCACGUAGAAUCUUUGAUGAAAUGCCUCUAAGGAAUGAGGUUACAUGGACUGCUAUGGUCGUUGGCUAUAUAUAUUUUGGUGAUUUAUCGCAAGCGAAGAAAUUAUUUGAUGAAAUGCCCCAUAAAAAUAUAGCCUCGUGGAAUGCAAUGAUUAGUGCAUUCGUGAAGUUUGGUGAUUUGCUUAGUGCCAGGAAAUUGUUUGAUAGUAUGCCUGGCAAAGAUGUGGUAUCUUUUACUACUAUGAUUGAUGGUUAUGCUAAGGCUGGUGACAUGGCAUCAGCGAGGUUCCUGUUCGAUCAGUCUUUUGACAGAGAUAUAAUAUCCUGGUCUGCUUUGAUAUCUGGGUACGCUCAGAACGGGCAGCCCAAUGAAGCUCUCAAAAUUUUCCAUGAAAUGUUGUCAAUGAAUGUUAGGCCAGAUGAGUUUAUAAUGGUAAGUUUGAUGUGUGCGUGUUCCCAGUUAGGUCGCCUGGACCUGGCAAAUUGGGUAGAACAUUAUAUGAGCCAGAAUUCAUUUGAUCUUAAUCAAGUGCAUAUAGCUGCAACCCUUGUGGAUAUGAAUGCUAAAUGUGGGAAUAUGGAAAGGGCGACAAUGCUGUUUGAGGGGAUGCCUAAGCGUGAUCUAGUAUCAUACUGUUCAAUGAUACAAGGCCUGUCUAUUCAUGGUUGCGGUUCCCAGGCUGUGGUUUUCUUUGAUAGGAUGUUGAACGAGGGGCUCGUGCCUGAUGAUGUUUCCCUUAAGGUAAUUCUGACUGCUUGUAGUCGUGCAGAACUUGUUAAGGAGGGUUGCCGCAUAUUUAAUCUAAUGAUAAACAAAUAUCCUGUUAAGCCUUCUCCGGAUCAUUAUGCAUGCGUAGUAGACCUUCUUGGAAGAUCAGGAAAACUUAAAGAUGCGUAUGAACUUAUAAGGUCAAUGCCCAUUGAACCUCAUGCUGGUGCCUGGGGUGCACUUCUUGGGGCUUGUAAGCUACACUGUGACAUUGAGGUAGGGAAGAAGGUAUCCCAUAGACUUUUUGAACUUGAGCCUCAAAAUACUGGUAAUUACGUACUUUUGUCAGACAUCUAUGCUGCGGCAAAUCGGUGGUUAGAUGUUGCGUUGUUGCGUCAGAAAAUGAGUGAGAAGGGUCUUAAGAAGAUACCUGGUUGCAGUUGGGUAUAAUGUGAUGGCAAUUUGUGGACACUCGUUGAACAAAGAACUACAUAAGGAAAUCAAAGUGGAAAAUCCCUUGUUGCAUAAGUGGUGAGUUGAACUAAACCAGUUUCCCAUGAGUCAGGCUGCUUACAUGACUGAAAAUUCAAAUUUUUCGCACAUGGAAUUGGAUAGUUUACUAUUACAGAGAGGCUUGAUCACUUUUAUUAGUGGGACAGAUAAGCAUGUAUAUGCAGAUUGAUUUUAAUCCAGUAUAUUGAGAAGAAAAUUUUCGUGAUACUUGAAUUUUGUCUAUUGUGCUGAGCAUCAGACCAUCCACUUCACUAUUGGUUUCAGACAGGGUUUAAAGAGGGAUAUUCCCAUUGAAAGCCAACAUGCUGAGGAAUUGUUGGUCCAGUUAAUCAAUUUUGUGCAAUCAAUGUCCAGUUACCGAAGCACUAGUGGAACAGUUUUUGAUUUGGCUUAUAUCAGCUAUUUAGAAAUUAGAGGAUGAAGCUUUACAGUGCAAGAAGCAGAAAAGAAAGGCCUUUAGUUCAAGAAUGGAUCAACUCAUAAACAGCUCCACUGAAAAAUCGUGGUUUCUAGAUUGACAAUUACAAUUUGAUUGGAUUUGAAUUUCACUUCUGUCCCGUAUAGCAGAAAAGCUAAUUACGAGAGUUCAGAGGCAAUUUUUAUGAUUUUCUGGCUUAAUAUCUGAAGGGGCUAUUUUUCACUUGAUUGUGCACAGCUGGGAUCGGUAGGUCCUUGACGACAAGCUAAUCUACAUCAUUGCUAUCUAUUGCUCUUUCUUCAGUUCCUAACUGUAAGUUAUCUGUGGCUAUGCUGUGUAUUCUGCAAGAAAAUGUUGUAUUGUUUUGAAUGAUUCUAUUCUCAGUGGAGAUGAAGGAGGAUGAAUAUGAUUAGAUUGAACUACCAUAUUAAAAAGAAUCCUUUAAAUUGUAUAAGUAUAUACUUGGGUUUCA
Nicotiana attenuata is the source of this 2988-nucleotide messenger RNA. Its product is annotated as putative pentatricopeptide repeat-containing protein At5g37570. Gene Ontology annotation, molecular function: protein binding; RNA binding. Gene Ontology annotation, biological process: RNA modification. The record is from RefSeq and is a predicted model, not a curated record. The transcript is spliced from 4 exons. Bases 362 to 2035 code for a protein of 557 amino acids. NCBI's taxonomy places the organism in Eukaryota, Viridiplantae, Streptophyta, Magnoliopsida, Solanales, Solanaceae.